AUGGAGCCCUCCCAACAAACCUCGCAGAUGCAAACUCAAGGUUCCGAGACUGCCAAGGCCCCUUCUCUCAUAAUCGACUUUUCAUGGCGGAAAUUCAAGUCACUUAUAUAUGAAGGGGACACAGUCAGCGGCACACCACGAUACGCGCUCAAAUACAGUAUCCUCGGACAUCUCAAGCUCGUAUUCAAACGAGUCUCGAGUCCAGCCGCGCUGAACAAAAUUACAUCUGACGAAACUGGCGAUAUUCAAGACGACGACUCAGACGACCACACCACAACUUCCGAUAUUGUCGGCCGAGGCAAGAUCCGCAAUGUCCGCAUCGACGCCGACUACGAAGUUCAUGGCCGCUCUGAUAAGUUAGUCGCACAAAAGCGCUGGCACACCGAGUACACGCACCGCUCCCAGGCCAUGUCGAACGAUGGCAAGCUUGUCACGAUGUACUGGCUGAGUGAUAGUGACUUCAAGACGUGGGACUUUAUUUGCGUCGACGAGAAUCAGUUGCCUGUGGCCAAGUUCACGGCGAAUAUAUGGGCACUGAAGAAGCUCGGCAAGAUCGAGUUCAUGGGUCCCAAGGCCCAUGAUCGGGCUUUCCAGGAAGAAAUCAUGGUCGCUGGUACCACGUUGGCUUAUUGUAUGAUCAUGCGGGUCAAUAAUCCCUUGUCGUUGCUGGGUUCGGCCUUUGCGAAGCCGGGGCAUGAUAAAGACUGGAGCGAGGAGGCUUCUACCGGUGCUAAUGGGAAGCACGCUGUUGUCUAG
Molecule: messenger RNA, 756 nt
Organism: Penicillium maclennaniae
Lineage: Eukaryota; Fungi; Ascomycota; Eurotiomycetes; Eurotiales; Aspergillaceae
Exons: 1
Coding region: 1-756 (251 amino acids)
Source: RefSeq, a predicted model, not a curated record